AAUCAUUAGGGGCGUGGCCACUACACGUGAGAACCUGUCACAGAGGGUUUGUCGAGCUUUAAAUACAGUCAGUAUUAACUGGGAACGCCUCUUUUGAAGGUUUCCACCGCAGGUUCAGUAGAAUCUGUCAGUGAAGAUGAAGCUACAGACAAAAACAAAAAAUGAUUACUGGUGCCUCGGUCCGUCACACCCAAGUAUUUCAAACAUUUUCCUGAUUCCUUGUUUUGAUCGAGCUCGAUGAUGCAAUGAACAGACCGGUCGGACGAGCUUCUCGAUGAGGUCGGCUCUCACGCUUCUGCUGACUUUAAUGCGAUGACUAGUGAAGCAGAGAGAAGACGGGUCUGAACUUAACAAUGACACAGAUAAAGUGCGUCGCGGUGUUGGUGGUUCUUUCCUUUCAGUGGACUCUUUCACGAGGAGACUCCGAGGUGUUUUGCGUCUUCGCGGAAAGCUGCGUCUUACCGUGCAGCUUCCAGUUCGAUAGCGGAGCGGUCAUCCACUGGACCCGUGCAGGAACAGAACCCAAGUCUGUCCACUCCUACGUCUCCGGCCAAGACCAGCUCACACACCAGGACCAGGACCAGAACUUCAGAGGCAGGACGGCACUGUUCGAGGAUCAGAUCUCCAGAGGAAACGCCUCACUGCUGCUGACAGGAGUCAAGGUUCAGGAUGAAGGAAGAUACCAGUGUUACACCAGCUCCACCACUGGAAACGAGACUUCAUUUAUCGACCUGAAAAUGGACGCUCCAGUCCAAGAAGUCAACAUAGUUCAUGCAGGAAAGAGGAUCACCUGCAGCUCUAACGGGAUCUACCCUGAACCUGAGCUCACCUGGUCCACCACACCUCCAUCCAACAGGACCUUUAAGAGUUCAACCAUUGUCCAGAGGGCGAAGGAGCAGCUUUACAACAUCAGCAGUUCUCUGAUACUCCCCAGCAGCAACGGUGAUCUGGUCAUCAACUGCACCGUCAGCACUCGAAGAAGCAGGGAGACAGCCUCAUUUCUGCACUUCUCAAAGCAGUUAGAAGAAAGCACCGCUAUAGCAAUGGUGUUUGGUGUCAUUUUGAUUACAAUACUAACAGGCCUGGUACCAUGCAUCUGCCUUAAAUGUAAAAAGCACACAUCUGUCCUCCGACAAGAUUCAUAUCAGCCUGAUGUCACGUGGAUGAGAAGAAGAAACUCGGAGGACAGGAUAGUGUUCGACACCGAAACGGACAGUCACGAAGCGAAUCACUGGUUACUGAUAGACAGCGUAACAACCAACAGCUCUGGAGAAAUCGAUGAAGUCUGACAGAUGAAUGAAUUAACCCACAACUGGAGAAUUAGAUCGACAUGACUGUUCAGUGCACUUUAUUCCAGGACUAUGUUUAAAAUGCAGAUGUUUUUGUUAGGCCUUUGAGGGCCCAGGUCUCCUUGGAGUGGCUUUGUUAUUACUUGUGCUUCAUGCAUUCAGAGCCACUACGUAAAUAAGACUGUUACUGUGCUCAAGUAUUAAAGCGUUAAAUAAUGAAACGUAUGAUAAUUUAACUAAUCAAGAUGAACUGAAACACAACCCCUUCAACACCCCCCUAGUGAAAGUUAAUGUUCUAAUACAACGGUCCUGCACUGACUACAUCCUCCAGUUUAAAACCUGCUUUUCUGAUGCUGUUUCAACAUCAGCUCAACAUCAUGAAGGAGGAUUCAGUGCAGGGCUUCUAUGUAAGAAUACAUUCACGAACGUCCCUAAUGAAGUGGCAGGUGUGCACGUGCAAUUUAAAGUUAUAUCCUAACUUGCUUAUGUUUCUGAAAGCAACGUACAGUGUUAUGAUGAUUCUAUUCAUAUUGAGACGUGAACAGAGGUUUUUAAUUUGUGGUGUGCUUAGACUUUCUGAAGAGUUUUAUUUUUUUUAAUUAAAAAUAUACUUGCUGAAA
Messenger RNA from Mugil cephalus (flathead mullet), 1909 nucleotides. RefSeq names its product V-set domain-containing T-cell activation inhibitor 1-like. NCBI's taxonomy places the organism in Eukaryota, Metazoa, Chordata, Actinopteri, Mugiliformes, Mugilidae. Gene Ontology annotation, biological process: cellular response to lipopolysaccharide; positive regulation of T cell proliferation; immune response. The coding region runs from base 354 to 1289 and encodes 311 amino acids. Gene Ontology annotation, cellular component: external side of plasma membrane. The record is from RefSeq and is a predicted model, not a curated record. The transcript is spliced from 6 exons.